Schistocerca gregaria is the source of this 1047-nucleotide messenger RNA. RefSeq names its product gamma-aminobutyric acid receptor subunit pi-like. The record is from RefSeq and is a predicted model, not a curated record. The transcript is spliced from 8 exons. Lineage: Eukaryota; Metazoa; Arthropoda; Insecta; Orthoptera; Acrididae. Bases 1 to 1047 code for a protein of 348 amino acids. Gene Ontology annotation, molecular function: extracellular ligand-gated monoatomic ion channel activity; chloride channel activity; transmembrane signaling receptor activity. Gene Ontology annotation, biological process: chemical synaptic transmission; regulation of membrane potential; signal transduction. Gene Ontology annotation, cellular component: membrane; synapse; neuron projection.
AUGGCUUCCUCUCAUGUUAAAUCAGUGUCCGGAGUGCGGCAGCGUGACGUCAGGGAGGUGCCGCGCAGCCGCGCCCGGGGCCAGGGUCGCGCGCUGUGGCAGUCGCAGAGUGGCGGAGGCGGCGGUGGCAGCAGCGGCCGAGCCACGGGCGGCAGCAGCAUGAGGCGCGCUCCGGACGGCGCCGUGUGCGCGCUGGCGCUGGCGCUCGCGCUGGCGUGUGCCCGGCCGGCCGGUCCCGCCUUCAGCGGCUACUCGCUGCCACAGGACUACGACCGUAGCCAGUCACCUGCCGCCUUCACUAAGGCCGGACCGCCGCUGGAGGUGAAACUACGAGCCCGCGUCGUCGACGUCUUGACCAUCAACGAGUUCCAGUCGGACCUCAGCGUGGACAUGGUGCUGUACCGGCGCUGGCUGGAGCCCCGCGUGAGCCUCCAGCAGCCUCUGGAGCCGGGCCGCUACUAUGCCCUGGAGCCGCGCGACUCUGCCCUCCUGUGGACGCCCGACCUUUACGUGAUGGGCGUGCGGCACUUCUCCAGCAGGGACGACGAGAUGGCGGUCCGCCACCUGCGCCUGCUGUACGGCGGGUACCUGGAGCACAUCAUCAGGGCUACCAUCGUCAUGAAAUGCAGCUUUGAUUUCCGGCCCUAUCCAUUCGACGUGCAGGAGUGCAACAUGGACUUCAUGUCUCCGCUGCAGACGACGGAGGAGCAGCGGCUCUCGUGGUACGACGAGGCGCGGCCGGUGGGCUUCUACGGCAGGCCGCAGGCCGCGUCCCAGCUGCUGCCGCAGUACGAGGUCGUGCUCACGCACUGCCCCGCCGCCUUCACCACCCCACACGUCUCCGGCAACGUGUCGUCGCUGCGGCUGUGGCUGCUGCUGCGGCGCGACGUGCGCGCGCCGCUGCUGGAGCUGUACCUGCCAACCGGGCUGUUCGUGUGUAUGUCGUGGGGCAGCUUCCUGGUGCGGCCCGCCAUGGUGCCCGGCCGCAUGGUGCUGCUCGUCACCACCCUGCUCUCGCUCGUCACGCUCUUCGAGUCCUCCAGGUGA